AUGCAAGCUGUACGACUGAAUAGUUUGGAGAAUCGUCGACUGCAAAUUCAAAUCAAAUCUAUGCGUGAAGAUUUACAAACGUACCUUACUCGAUUACAUCGAGAAGAGCAAGGUUUGAAAUAUCAUUUCAAAAAUGUAGUUCGGGUGAUUAAACCGAAUCCAGCAUAUCAACGAUGGAAACAAGCACACAUGCACGAAAUAGCACAAGAUGAAGCGAAAGAUCUAAUCGGUUUGACUGGAUACGAUGCCAUUUUUCUUCAAUUAGCUUUUAUUAUUCUCAUAGAAUCGAUCAAAAUGAGGGCAAGAAUCAAUUCAAUCAGUGGCGAGCGAUCAACUUCUUCUUCAUCAAAUAAAGCUCCAACAGAACCCGUUCGACCUUUGCUUUUACUAGUUGAUCACAAUGAUGAAAAACACACCGAUUCUAUCAAUGGUAAAAACAAGCAUUUACUUCGACCACGUACAACUCCAGUUCAAAAACGUUCCACUACUCAAUCCCGAACAAAUCCUCUGAUAGCUCUGCUUGAUGAAUAUCCGAGUAAUUCGAAUCCUGCUUGUCAAUCACAGUCACCACCCUAUCUAUUUGACUCUCCUUCGUUUAACUCGUCAUCAUCAAUAGGUACCAUGGGUUCACGUAGAUUGUUUCCCAGCAAAUUACUCGAUCAACAAAAAUCAGCGAAUAUUGACGUUGUCUAUCGAAUCGCUUUGCAAAAUCAAAUCGCGUUCAAAGCAAUAGACCAGAAAGUUAUCGACGAGCGUAAAUUACAAGACAGAGACUUUGCUUUACAACAUCGCGCACUCAAAGGCAGCAUACGGAUGGCUCGUCUUAUAAAUAAAAUUAACUAG
This is a messenger RNA of Adineta ricciae, 843 nucleotides long. The record is from the annotation of a GenBank genome assembly. Lineage: Eukaryota; Metazoa; Rotifera; Eurotatoria; Adinetida; Adinetidae.